AUGGCGGAACCAACCCCCACUAUUGACUCAGCGAGUCACAAACUCGAGCAUACCCCCUCCGGAACCCCCUAUAUCGCCCUUACCACCCGCGCCCAAGUCCCAAUCUACCUCACGAAGUUGAGAGAAAGCGACGUAGAAGCCAUGCAGAGAACUGCUGCCAUAGACGCCAUUGGCGACAAUCUUAUUGGGCUCCCCAAGCCAUACACGCUAGAUGAUGCGAAAUGGUGGCUGGACAAGCAAUUGAGUGGCCAAGCAGAUCUGCCCCUAACUUGUUUACGUGCUUCUGAUCCCGAGACUGGGCCCUUUAUCGGGAGUAUAGGUCUUGCGCCUCACGAUGGACCUAUGGCUUCCGUCGUACGGGAACAGAAAGCGAGGGUUGAGGGGCAAGGCAGAGAUGUUGAUUUGGGAUAUUAUUUGCAUCCAGAUUGGCAGGGUAAAGGCAUCAUGAAAUCCGCUGUGCAAGCAAUUGUGGACUGGGGGAAAAACUAUGAGAGUGUGCGGACUGUGUUUGUACGUGUGUUGCAGGAGAAUGUUGCUAGUAUGAGGAUUGUUACUUCGCUGCCGCAGUUUGUGAGGUGUAAUGGCGAGGAUGAUUUCCAGCAGUAUCCGGAGAAUAAGGGGGGUAGGAAGAGGAGGAUGUAUAUUUGGGAGUGGAAGUUAUAA
This is a messenger RNA of Lachnellula hyalina, 663 nucleotides long. RefSeq lists its product as uncharacterized. The transcript is spliced from 2 exons. The record is from RefSeq and is a predicted model, not a curated record. Lineage: Eukaryota; Fungi; Ascomycota; Leotiomycetes; Helotiales; Lachnaceae. The coding region runs from base 1 to 663 and encodes 220 amino acids. Gene Ontology annotation, molecular function: acyltransferase activity, transferring groups other than amino-acyl groups.